GUACUUGAAUAUCAGCUUGACAAAGCCACUGACCCUUGUGAAGAUUUCGGCGCCUACGUGUGCCGGAAGUGGUCACCGCGACGGGAGUUCGCCGGUUUGUCCCGCAGCAUGAUGUCGGACAUGAUCUUGUCCUGGCUCAGCAGGCUUCCAGACACGCUGACCAAAAGCGCCGCUCGGCUUCCCGUGGGAAGAAAGGCGGCUGCCAUGUUCAACAGCUGCGUCACGCAGGAUCGCUCUGGGGUCAAAGUCAUCAAGGACUUCAUGUAUGAGCACGGCCUCGCGUGGCCCGAAAAUCAGAACGGGCCCACAAAACCACUCGAGGCGCUGUUCGACCUUUCCUUCAACUGGAGGGUGCACCUUUGGCUGAGGCUCAAUGUGCUCGCCAUUUCUCGAAACUACAAUCGGAGGCUCAUAACUGUUUCUCCUAACGAUAUACUAGCCCUGUGGUGGCAAGUGUUUAGGCAGAUACCGGAAGAGCGCUUCAAGACUGUUUAUACAGCAUUCUAUGCUAUGUUUGCCAAAGACACCACGAUUCGCCCGCGCGACCAGGAGAUCAGUAAGACGCAAAAAGGACUGAAAAUUAUUUUCAAUACCUUCCUUCCUUCAGGAAGGUGGAACGCUCGCACGCCAAGUCUCUCCUCGCUGCGAGAACUCGACAGCCACUCUUUUAAGCCCAUGGGCGAGGAAUUUAUGCGCAGCCUGAACUCGGCACUGCGAAUCGACCCGCCGGUAACCAUGGACGACUUGGUGCUUAUGAGCGACGACGCCAUCCUCGAGGGCACAUUCGCGCUCAUCGCCAACCACAGCGAACGCGCCGUUAUCAAUCAUCUGUCGUGGCUGUUUAUGCAGGCUUGCGCGGUAGUGGCUGACCCAGCGAGGGUUCUUGUCGUCCUGCACGGAGACAAGCGCCACGCGGUGGAGCAGCGGCCGCGCUUCUGCGCCAGGCAGGUUGAAGACAGCUACAAGCUGAUGGUGUCUGCUAUGGCGUCCGUGGCCCAUUUCAAUGAUGAUGAGCGCCGGCGCAUCGACGCGUUCCUGGCCGAAAUCAGGCAGAUGGCCCUCAACAAGACCUUGGCUGUCACGUGGCUCGACAAUGCGACCUCUCAGCUCGCUGCCAAGAAGCUGAAGAACGUGGAAGCCGUGCUGUGGCCGGCCGAGAAAUUCCUCACCGCGAGAGGCCUCCACAACGCCUACGCGCAGUUUCCCGAGAGCGGCGCAUCGUUCGCCAAUUUCUGGGUCGAGUCCCGCCGCCGCCAACGUAGUCUGUUCGGCACCGAGGCCGGAGUGGAGGAGCAGCGUAUCAGCGACAGCAUGGCACCACCGUACGUGGAGUACGUGCACGGGCUGAACAAGCUCUCGCUCUCUAUCGGAGCGCUGGCACCGCCGCUGUACUACCCGCAUGGCACUAAAGCCAUGCUUUACGGAGGCCUCGGGUACUUCUACGCGAAGGGACUUGUCGAGGCGAUCGACGACGAUGGCAUUAGGGUGGACCCGGCAGGCAAGAUUGGGUCCUCGUGGUUAGGCGAGGCUGCAGAAGCCGCCUUCAUGCAGCGUACGUUUGGUUGUUUGCCGGGGAACGCCAGAGUGUUUCCCCAGAUACCGGCGAUCGAGCUGGCCUUCGCCGCGUUCAAGCGUCACCCCGCUGAGAACAACAUGCAAAUUUCAGAGGAAUUGACGGAAGAGAAGGUAUUCUUCAUCAGCGUCUGCCUCCUUUCGUGCAGGAGCACGUCCCCGGAUGGUCCGUUUGGCAGCGACUGCAACAAGGCGGUCAUGAAUUUCGCCCCGUUUGCAGAAGCCUUCAGUUGUCCACCGGGUUCAAGGAUGAAUCUGCCAAAGACGUGCACAUUUUUCGAUAGAUAAUUUGACAUUCUUCUCCAAUUAUCUGGCGCACUUUUUGCAAAAUGAUGCAUGUCAGUUCCAAGUCUUGCUGUGAUUAUUUUUUGCAAGUAUUUGUUACCCUGUAACUUUUGUUUUAAGGCUACCAAACAGCGAUAACCUGCGUCGUUGCCGUAAGGCAAGUUUCCUUUUGCCCACUGUGGAUUUCAACUUGCCUAUUUGCACUUCUCUUUUAUAACACUUUGCAUAACUCUCUCACCCGCUUUGCCUAUUUUCAGUGAAACGUAACACAAUUUAAAUGACAUCAUUUUAAAAUCGCACUGUCAUAUUUACUAUAGUUUGUGUUAACAAUAAUGCCUGGCUCUGAAAAUGGUGCUUAAUUAUUUCUACUGAAAAUGAAGAAACAGAAAUAUUAUAAACCUUAUUUACAAACACUGUUUUCUUCGAACUGUGACGCUGUUGCUCAUGAUCUGUUAGCAGGAGAAGCCACUCUGUAAAUUCAUACCAUCACCGCAACCCUGGUCCACACCGGCUGCGUGUCGCAAAAUAAUAAAUCAAA
Dermacentor andersoni is the source of this 2395-nucleotide messenger RNA. RefSeq names its product endothelin-converting enzyme 1-like. The record is from RefSeq and is a predicted model, not a curated record. Gene Ontology annotation, biological process: protein processing. Gene Ontology annotation, cellular component: plasma membrane. NCBI's taxonomy places the organism in Eukaryota, Metazoa, Arthropoda, Arachnida, Ixodida, Ixodidae. Gene Ontology annotation, molecular function: metalloendopeptidase activity.